Limulus polyphemus (Atlantic horseshoe crab) is the source of this 2066-nucleotide messenger RNA. Its product is annotated as transcription factor Sox-3-like. Gene Ontology annotation, molecular function: DNA-binding transcription factor activity, RNA polymerase II-specific; RNA polymerase II cis-regulatory region sequence-specific DNA binding. The transcript has a single exon. Lineage: Eukaryota; Metazoa; Arthropoda; Merostomata; Xiphosura; Limulidae. The record is from RefSeq and is a predicted model, not a curated record. Gene Ontology annotation, biological process: cell differentiation; regulation of DNA-templated transcription; anatomical structure morphogenesis. Bases 530 to 1585 code for a protein of 351 amino acids.
GCUACUAGCCAUGUGCGCCAGGGCCAUUGUCAAUCAAUAACGCAUGGACUCGGGGUAAAGCUCUAGUCAUAGACAGAGAAGUGCUUGAACACGUUAGACGGCCAGAAUUGAGGUGCUCCUCUUGUUGACAGAACUUUGUAUUGAAAGAGGCCAAAUAAAGCCCUGUAUUCGACCAAUACAGCCGUGUGGUGGCACUUGAAAGAGCUCGGUUUCAGGCUGUGUGAAAGUGAACCUUUCUACAUACAGUCAUUCUGGCAGGAACACACGCUGAUCAACAGAUUGCUGUCAUGCCCAUUUGUGUCUGAGGGAGGGAAGCCUGUCGCAGCCUGCCUGACCCAAUCCUACCUGUGGACCCGUAACCACGGAGGCCUCCACCAUUCGUCCCAGCAGCGCCUGUCCGUGCCAGCUGUGCAGCAGCAGCGGCCAGUCCCAGUCCCUCGCCAGCCCUGCCAACGCUGCCACCCUGGCCACGCUAGAGAGAGAGUAUGCUGUCUACCACCCGUUUGGGGCACCGACCUCCGGUGUUACAAUGGGUCAUGGACUUGAAGCUUCCGAAAUGAAAAUGACUGGAGGACUGUCACACCACUCACCUGGUCACACCACACUGUCCAUGGUAAACUGUACAACCGCGACCUCUCAUCACGGUCACCAUGUCCAAGCAUCCGGUGGAUCGGACGGUAAUGAAAUGGGUAAUAACUCAUCUUCUGGCAGCAACAACAAGAAAGAUCUUGAUCGGGUUAAACGGCCGAUGAAUGCCUUCAUGGUUUGGUCUCGAGGCCAACGUCGUAAGAUGGCCCAGGAACACCCCAAGAUGCACAACUCGGAAAUUAGCAAGCGACUGGGUGCUGAAUGGAAGCUGUUAUCGGAAGCAGAGAAACGGCCUUUUAUCGACGAAGCUAAGCGCUUGCGGGCGCUGCAUAUGAAAGAUCACCCUGACUACAAGUACCGGCCCCGAAGGAAGACCAAAUCCAUGAUGAAGAAGGACAAAUAUCCCUUGGCCAGUGGCCUUCUGCAUUCAGAUGCACGGAACCAAGCAGCAGCUGUGCAACAGGUAAACCGUGAAAUGUACCAAAUGAACGGCUACAUGCCCAACGGUUAUCCUAGCAUGAUGCACGAAGCAUACCAACACCAUGCGGCAGCAGCCGGCUACGGGACCCAGAUGACGGCUAGUAGUGGACUUUACCCUCGGUACGACAUGACCCAGGUGCCCACCUCUAUGACAACAGGGGCUAACAUGCCCAUGUCGUACAUGAACGGUAGCUCUAGUUACUCCUUGCCCAUGUCAUCCUAUUCACCCAUGCAGGGCGCUAGUCCCAUGUCAGUUCCAGGCACCAUCAAGACGGAACAUAGUCCAAGUCCAGGGCCCGGACCCCAAACCCCACCUUCAGCCAUGACUGCGGCCGCCGUAGCAGCUGCGACCGGAAGAAGACCCGGGUGUGGCCCUGAUCUCCGUGACAUGAUCAGCAUGUAUCUACCUGGCGAUGCCAAUGACCCCAAUGUCCAGAGACUUCAAAUGCAAAGUCAUUAUCCACAUCAUCAUAGUGACAAUGUAGGGCCAGGAAGCAUGCCUUUAACGCACAUGUAGUGUUAUAAGACUUUUGCUAUUCCGUUGGACUGUAGACAGUUCCACAAGGAUUUGCUCUUACGAAAAAGUGUAUUCUCCUGUGGCAAAUAGAGAAUCCAUAUGUCAGGUCCUGAUGAACACUUCUUGCAGAAGAAGCGAGACCGACUAUAAUAAUCCUUCUGACCACGAACAAUCUACACGUAAGUAAAGUAUGCGUUAAAGCAGGCGACUCUUCAGAUUAAGCAAUCUCGACAUUAUACACAUAUGUGAAUGUAUAUAUAAAUAUAACGUGCACCUGCUUUGUGAACGACGUCACCGGCCGAUAUAAAUGUACUAUAAUAUGCGUAUAUGUAUGUCAGAAUUUACACGCACAUAUAUGUAUUUGUGUAUAUGCAUAUAUAUCGGGUUUGAUGACGGAAAGCUUUGAAAGGUAACUUGUAUAGUUAUGUAUAUAUGUAUAUAUAUAUAUAUAUACACACGCACAUAUAUAUAUAUAUAUAUA